AUGCAUCGCGUUGUAAUCACCGGAAUGGGAGCGAUUUCCCCUUUCGGAGUUACAGUAAACGCGUUGAGAAACGGUUUGAAUGAGGGAAGGAGUGGGUUAAAAUACGAUGAAGUGCUGAAAUUCGUAGUUGGUGCAGUGCCGGGGGAGAGAGUAGAAGAUAGGUGGUCAGCUGGACAACAGAGAGAAAUGAGUAGGGCGAGUAUGUUUGCACUGGUCGCUUCCGAAGAGGCAAUGUCACAAGCAAACGCUGAAAAUAUCGAUCACGAAGAGACUAUUGUGAACAUCGGAACGUGUAUGUCAGAUCUCGAACACAUCGGAGAGACUGCGCAGAAAGUGAGAGAAGGACAGUCGAGGAGGGUUUCACCGUAUUUCGUCCCGCGCAUUCUCAACAAUCUUCCGGCUGGUUAUGUGGCAAUGAAAUACAAAAUGAGAGGAGGAGUCGAAGCGACAUCAACUGCAUGUGCAACAGGUCUUCAUUGUAUCGGCAACGCCUUCCAAUCGAUUCAAUACGGACAUUGUCGACGAGCACUGGCAGGAGCUGUCGAGUGUGCUCUCAACCCGAUUUCACUGGCUGGUUUCGAUAGAAUGAGAGCGUUGGCAAGAGGAGAAGAUCCGACAAUCAGUCGACCAUUUGAUAAGAAAAGAGCUGGAUUCGUGAUGAGUGAAGGUGUAGGAAUAGUGUUUAUGGAGCGGUUGGAAGAUGCGGAAGCUCGUGGAGCAAAGAUUCUCGCGGAGGUCUUGGGAUAUGGAAUAUCUUCUGAUUGUUAUCAUAUUUCUACUCCUGAUCCAUCAGCCAUUGGAGCUGUUCUUUCGAUGAGAAGAGCGAUUGGAAAUGCUAAUUUGGAUCCGAUUCAAAUUGGAUAUGUAAAUGCUCAUGCUACAUCUACCCCUAAUGGCGAUAGUGUUGAAGCGGAAGCAGUUCGUAAAGUAUUUCCAAAUCUAAAUAUGUCGGUUAGCAGUAUCAAAGGACACAUUGGACAUCUACUCGGAGCAGCUGGAUCCGUUGAAGCAAUUGCAACGAUUUGUGCAAUGAAUGAUAGUAUGAAACCAGGAAAUCGGAAUCUGGAGGAGAGUGAAGAAGACGUCGGAUUGAAUCUUCUCCGAGAAAAUCAGAAGUGGGAGGAGCCUAAUGGUCAACCGAGGAUUUCGAUCUGUAAUUCAUUUGGAUUUGGAGCGACGAAUGCUAGUCUAAUUUUGAAACAAUUUUAG
Caenorhabditis remanei is the source of this 1209-nucleotide messenger RNA. RefSeq lists its product as uncharacterized. Gene Ontology annotation, molecular function: 3-oxoacyl-[acyl-carrier-protein] synthase activity. Gene Ontology annotation, biological process: fatty acid biosynthetic process. Lineage: Eukaryota; Metazoa; Nematoda; Chromadorea; Rhabditida; Rhabditidae. The record is from RefSeq and is a predicted model, not a curated record. The transcript is spliced from 4 exons. The coding region runs from base 1 to 1209 and encodes 402 amino acids.